UGCCACGGUGUGGGGUGAGACCAAGGUUGUGGUGGCUGACUGCAGGGGAACAUCCAGGCUCCAUCUAACCCCAUCUCUGCCGCAGUUGGGCACACGGGCUGGGCUGCGUCAGGAUAAUCCUUGGAGCAGGAGGCAAGCGUGAGCAAAACCUGCUGGAGCUGAAGUUACACCUUGACAAAGGUGCUGCGGUGAUAGGGAACGUGGCCUUGAAGCGGGGUGUGCCUGAUCUGUACAACGCCAGAAGCGAGAGGGGCAGAGCCAGCCCAGAAGAGUCCACAGUCAAUGUCUCUGGCUGUAACACAGCAGUUCAACACUGGUUGCUAAAUGGCCUAUAAAUGAAAAUGGCAUUUCUGCACAUCCAUGAGACAGUAGGUAUGGAUGCGAAGAAAUGCAGCGUGUGGAUGUUUUUACCUCUUGUCUUUACCCUGUUCACAUCAGCUGGAUUAUGGAUAGUGUACUUUAUAGCAGUGGAAGAUAACAAAAUUCUUCCACUAAAUGUACCAGACAGGAAACCUGGUCCCAAAAGACCACCUUAUAUAAGUAUUGCAGGUGAUGCACCUCCUGCAAGCUGUGUGUUUAGUCAAGUCAUGAACAUGGCGGCAUUUCUAGCGCUUGUUGUGGCUGUCCUGCGCUUCAUUCAGCUGAAGCCAAAGGUGCUAAACCCUUGGCUGAACGUCAGCGGCUUGGUGGCAUUGUGCUUGGCCUCUUUUGGGAUGACCCUACUCGGCAACUUUCAGCUUUCCAAUGAUGAGGAGAUCCACAAUGUGGGCACAUCGCUGACCUUUGGCUUUGGAACCUUGGCGUGCUGGAUCCAGUCUGCCCUUACCCUCAAGAUCAACCUGAAGAAUGAGGGGCGGAAAGCUGGGAUUCCACGAGUUGCUCUCUCAGCCAGCAUCACCCUCUGUGUGGUGCUCUAUUUCAUCCUCAUGGCACAGGGCAUUCACAUGCAUGCUUCCAGGAUCCAGUGGGGCCUGGUGAUGUGCUUCCUGUGCUACUUUGGCACCUUUGCAGUAGAGUUCAGGCAUUACAGAUUUGAGAUAAUUUGCUCUGAAUACCAGGAAAACUUUCUGAGCUUUUCCGAAAGCUUAUCAGAAGCCUCUGAGUACCAGACAGAUCAGGUGUAGCCUGUCCUCUGGCAGGGGGGAGGGGGGCAGGUGUGGUCUCAUGGGUUAAACAUAACCUCAUUUACACUUUUUUUAUGAGUUUGUUUUCAUGUGCAAUCACAAUCGUAUUGCCAAAGGGCUCUGAAGGUGGCUGUCUCACUAAGAGCCAAACAAAAGUAGGUGUUCACUGGAACACUCUCAGUGGCAGCAUGAGAAAGCACAAACUGUUUAGUUUAUGCUACCAGGAUCUCUUUGAGUGGCUCUGUCACACCCCUGUUGUUCAAAAUGUUCCACAGCCAGUCCUUGUGAUGCCCCUCCGAGACAGGUCCUCCUGAGCCUACUCACAGAGGAGGUAAAGGAAGCAGAAUUCUUUGGGCACCAAGAGUCUUGAGGAAUCACCAGUUCCUGAGUCACCAGCCUGCACCUUUUGUGUCUUUCCCAAGUUGUUUUCUUUGCUGCCAACUGGGGUAACUUGGAAGGGUGAGAAAGAGCAUCUAUUUCUUCAGAAUUUGGAAUCGGACAGUGGAAGACCCCAACUGACUGGCUUUUCUGGCAAGCAGGCAGGCAUUUCUUUGGGCCUGGAAAGCAGCUGAUGGUAAAUCUGGGUUUGGAAGAAACUGUGCUGUGAUCAGGAAGAAAGACUUGGCCAAUGCUCCCUCUUAGCUGGGCAGAUCGUCCCCAGACCAGAGGAGAUGACACAGUGGGGUGCUGUGCUUGGCUUCAUGGUUCAGACUCAACAGUGGGGACUGGGGGAAGUGAGGGGCUGAAUUAAGAUGAGAAUGUUUGUGUGCUCUGAAGAUGACCCAGAAAAGGCUGCUCUUCCUAAGUGUGUAGUGCUUCCAUCACACAUCUUGCAUAGUUAUUUCAAAAGCUUUUUUUUUUUUUUGUUCCCUGAAGGGGGGAAAAUGUGUUAGAGGUACUGGGCUUGUCUGCAAUGAGAACAGUACCACUGCAGGUGGUUCUGGACACAAGGGUUUGGUUUCGCUCCUUGUGCACUUACAAGCCAAACUUCAGACAUGCUGACAGUAGGGCCUGGGUUCUGGACCCCUCAGUGUGGUCAGUGGUCCUGAAUGGAGUUCUCCCCCCAAGGGUGGGUGAUGUCGCCUGAAGGCUGGAGGUAAAAAAAGGGAACAAAACUAGAUGGGAUUCUUCCUAAUGGAAGGUUUUCAAACAGAAGGUCUGUUUUCAAAGAAAAACCAGGAGCUCAAAGCCCAUUUGAAAACCUCCUUUUGGGAAGGCUGCUGUAUUGGCUGGGAAGGGGAGUGAUGGGAUUUGCUUCUCAUGAACAUGGCUCCUAUUUUCUUUCACAAAUCAGACUCAAUUUAGGUUGGCAUCUUGUCUGAGCCGCAGGAAAAUAAGCAGAAAUUAAAAUGGUAGGAAAAGGCCUUUGAAGGGGAACUGUACCGCUCUGUGGCAUUUCAGACAAGAGAGAGAAAAGGUACAAGGGCAUUCAUCUUCUGCAAAGGUCAGAGGCCUCUCCUGAAAGGAGAAAUAGUUGAGACAGACUAAUGCAAGUAGACAGCUUUCAGCCAGCCCUUUAUCUUCUGUGCACCAAAAUUUGUUCUCAGGCAGCUGUUAUAAAUCCAGAGCACUUCCGGCCAACAGAGGGUUGUUGUGGAUUGCUGAAGGCGUCCUCCUUGAAACAGUGUCAUUAGUGGAAAGCUUUCCUGGAUGGAUGUGCUGAGGGUGGCCCAAGAACAUAGCAGUGAAAGGUGCUGGGCUCCCCAGCAGCUCAUCCAGGGAGCUCCUCCUGGGCAUGAACAGUCUGGAGAAUGCGCAGGUGGGGAUCCUCUUACACAGGCACACACGCUCAAUCCAUACAGAGCACAAAAUAGCAAUUUGUUGUAAGGGUGUUUUACUGUAAAUAGUCCACUGUGACUUUUGUUUCCCUAAUCAAUUAAUACUUUCAGUUUAUCACUUUAUAUUUUGUAAUUUUAUCAAAGGAAAAAAAGAUGAUGUGAUUUUUUUUCCUUUUUCUCCUUUUCCUAUAUGCAAUCCAAACUGAACUUCAGGUUU
This is a messenger RNA of Myiozetetes cayanensis, 3119 nucleotides long. RefSeq names its product transmembrane protein 150C (gene TMEM150C). The transcript is spliced from 10 exons. NCBI's taxonomy places the organism in Eukaryota, Metazoa, Chordata, Aves, Passeriformes, Tyrannidae. The record is from RefSeq and is a predicted model, not a curated record. The coding region runs from base 336 to 1124 and encodes 262 amino acids.